CGGAAAAAUAGCGGCGGAUGACUGAAUGUCUGUAGGGUUGGACAGUCGCAAAGCUGCGUUGGACCUUUACGGCAAAAUGGAGAUAGUUCUUUGUGAUGAACAUAGAGGCCGGUGUUUACUGAAGACCGGAGUCCGAGAUGGCCCGAACAAGGGGAAGAGUUUCUACGUCUGCAGCGGUUCGCAGGGAAACCCGUGUGGGUUCAUUCAGCCGACUGAAAUUCCUCCCUCUCACUGUUUGCACCACGAUGAGGCUGCAGUGGAGCUCCAGGCCGUGGUGAUGUCUCAGGAGCCGCACAGCUACAGGCUGUUUUUCCGCUGUGUUGUGGGCAGGGGGGAGGGGAAGAAGUGGUGUGGCAGUGUCCCGUGGAAGAGGGUGGAGUUGAAGGAGAAUCUAUUAGACGGGGAGUCUCCACCCUCCAGACCCCCUCAGGAGAGGAACCCGUUUAAGGCCCCCAGCAAGACAGGGCAGCCCUCUGACUGGAGGAUCAUCCAGGAGGGAGGGAGCUCCAGAGCAGAGAGGGGAGAUAAGAGCAGGGGGGGAGGGGAGGAUGGAGGGUCUGAAAACAGAGUGAGAAAGAGUGAGAAAGAGAACGAGAGGCCUGAGACGGAGGGCAGGAGAGGAGAGCAGGAACGAGGGAGGGCAGAGGGGGGUGGAGGAGAGGAGAGAGGCGAGGGCAGAGAUAAAGGAAAGAGGGAGAGUGAGAGCAGAAAAGGAGCGAAGGAUGAUGCGGAGAGAGGCGAGGGCAGAGAGAGGAAGAGCAGGACUGAGAGAGAGAAAGGGCAGGUGGAGAGGGGGAAUGGGGACGGAGGAGAGGAUGGAGGGAGUGGGGAGUCAUGGAGGAGCAGAGAGCUUCCCGCUGGCAUGAGGGUGAAGAAGAGGGCGUCGGCCGAAGCGCAGGGCGGGGCGCAGGGCGGGGCACAGGGGAGCAGCACAGGAGAGAGGGAGAGGAGGCCCAGUGUCAGUGAGGAGGACACAGAACUGCAUGCUGGGAAGAGUAACACAGAGGAGAAAUGGCCUUCUAGGAAAAGUAGUAAAGAGAAAGAACGGCAUUCUGGGAAGAUUAAUACUGAGGAGAAAUGGCAUUCUGGGAAGAGCAGUAAAGAGGCAAAACAGCAUGCUGGGAAGUGCAGUAAAGAGGCAGAACAGCAUGCUGGGAAGAGCAGUAAAGAGGCAGAACAGCAUGCUGGGAAGUGCAGUAAAGAGCCAGAACGGCAUUCUGCGGAGAGCAGUACGGAGGCAGAACAGCAUUCUGGGAAAAGUAGUAAGGAGAGAGAACAGCAUUCUGGGAAAAGUAGUAGAGAGACAGAACAGCAUUCUGGGAAAGGUAGUAAGGAGAGAGAACAGCAUUCUGGGAAAAGUAGUAGAGAGACAGAACAGCAUUCUGGGAAAAGUAGUAAGGAGAGAGAACAGCAUUCUGGGAAAAGUAGUAAAGAGACAGAACAGCAUUCUGGGAAAAGUAGUCAAGAGACAGAACAGCAUUCUGGGAUAAGUAGUAAGGAGAGAGAACAGCAUUCUGGGAAAAGUAGUAAGGAGAGAGAACAGCAUUCUGGGAAAAGUAGUAGAGAGACAGAACAGCAUUCUGGGAAAGGUAGUAAGGAGAGAGAACAGCAUUCUGGGAAAAGUAGUAGAGAGACAGAACAGCAUUCUGGGAAAAGUAGUAAGGAGAGAGAACAGCAUUCUGGGAAAAGUAGUAAAGAGACAGAACAGCAUUCUGGGAAAAGUAGUCAAGAGACAGAACAGCAUUCUGGGAUAAGUAGUAAGGAGAGAGAACAGCAUUCUGGGAAAAGUACUAAAGAGAGAGAACGGCAUUCUGGGAAGAGCAGUACGGAGGCAGAACGGCAUGCUCAGAAGGACACAGUGGAGGAGGAUGAUGAUGAUGAUGAAGUGCAGCUGGUCUCGAUCCAGCCGGGGGCCAGGCAGACGCCCCCCCAGGUCUCAGCAGCCGUGCAGAAGCCCCUCACCUCCUUCCCUGGGUUCCAGAGGGGCCCCCACCCCCACGCUGACCCCCACGCCCUGCACAGCCAGCUCUCAGCACAGCUCAAACAGAAGAAGGCCACGCUGUCGGUGGUGAAUGUCUCUGCCCUGCCGGAUAAAGGGGAGCGGCUGCAGUCUCAGGUGAGGGAGCUGGAGGAGGCGCUGGAGUCCCUGAGCCUGACCCCCCCCGGGCCACACGCCCCCCCCUGCGGUUCAGAACCACAGGGUGUAGGCGGAGCCAAGCAGAGCCCCGCCUCCAGCCUGUCAAACCCUUUCUCUCGCCCCGGAGGCACCAUCCUGCUCCCAGGCCCCGCCCCCCUGCCAGCCCCGCCCGCCUCCCUCAGCCUGCAGAUGAGCCAUUAUGGAGGGGAGGCCCAGGCCCUGUAUGGGGGCAGGAUGACUGAAAGCCGGUUGCUGGUGGUGAAGAACGCCACGGCUGAGACCAUCGACCACCUGCACCACUCCCUGGAGUCCUGCCCUGCCCCGGACACUGAGGCCCCCGAACCCAAAGGCAUCAAGGUGCCGUUGCUCCUGCACCAGAAACACGCCCUGGCCUGGCUCCUCUGGAGAGAGACCCAGCGGCCCUGCGGGGGAAUUCUGGCGGAUGACAUGGGCCUGGGGAAGACUCUGACGGUGAUCGCCCUGAUUCUGGCGCAGAGGAAGAAGAAGGCUGAGGAAGAGGAGAAGAAAGCAGAGAAGGAGGAAGGCUGGAUCUCCAAAACUGACUCGGCCCGAGUUGCCUCCCAGGCGACCCUGGUGAUCUGCCCCGCCUCCCUGGUGCACCACUGGAAGAAGGAGAUCGAGCGACACGUGAAGAAGAGUCGCCUCACCGUAUACCUGUACCACGGGCCCAGCCGGCAGAGGAGUGCAAGCCUGCUGGCCGAACAUGACGUGGUGGUGACCACCUACAGCCUGGUCUCCAAGGAGAUCCCGGUGCAGAAGGAGGGCGCAGAGAAGCCCAGCCAGGACACCGAGGCGGCUCCAGACCUGUCCCCCCUGCUUCGUGUCUCCUGGGCCCGGCUGGUUCUGGACGAGGCCCACAACAUCAAGAACCCCAAAGUGCAGACGUCACAGGCCGUGUGCAGGCUGAGGGCUCGGGCCCGCUGGGCUGUCACCGGCACUCCCAUUCAGAACAACCUGCUGGACAUGUACUCACUGCUCAAGUUCCUCAGGUGUGCUCCCUUUGAUGAGUACAAGGUGUGGAAGGCGCAGGUGGACAACGGCUCGCGGAGAGGCGGGGAGAGACUCAACAUCCUGACCCGCACUCUCCUUCUCCGCAGGACCAAGGACCAGAUGGACUCCUCUGGAAAACCUCUGGUCUCUCUGCCUGACCGACGCUGUGAAGUCCACCGAAUCAAGCUGUCCAAAGACGAGAAGUCUGUUUACGACGUGGUUUUUGCGCAAUCCAGGUCGACUCUGCAGUCUUACCUCAACAGACACGAGGGCAACGCCACUGACCCCAGGAAGGGGAGCAAUGUGAACCCAUUUGAGAAAGUGGCACAGGAGUUUGGUGUGUCACAGUCAGACUCUCAGGCUCCUCAGGCCUCCAGUGCCGUGCACAUCCUGUCCCUCCUGCUCCGACUGAGACAGUGCUGCUGCCACCUGUCCCUGCUCAGCAAGACGCUGGACCAGGUGGAGCUGGAGGGAGAGGGGAUCUCUCUCUCUCUGGAGGAGCAGCUGAGCGCUCUGUGCCUCUCUGAGGCGUCGGGGUCCGACCCCGACCCCAAAGUCUCCCUGCACGGGUCACGCUUCCCCUCCGAGCUCUUCCAGGACACGCGCGAGAGCACCAAGAUUGCUGCUGUCCUCACCGAGCUGAAGGCUAUCGCCCAGGGGAGUGAUGCUCAGAAAAGUGUGAUCGUGUCUCAGUGGACCAGCAUGCUCCGGAUCGUGGGCGUUCACCUGGACCGGCUGGGCCUGAGAUUCGCCACCAUCGACGGCACGGUCAACCCCAAACGCCGUAUGGACCUGGUGGAGGAGUUCAACACCAACGCCAAAGGCCCUCAGGUAAUGCUGGUAUCUCUGUGUGCUGGAGGUGUGGGCAUUAACCUGACGGGGGGGAAUCACCUCUUCCUGUUGGACAUGCACUGGAAUCCAGCCCUGGAGGACCAGGCUUGUGACCGCAUCUACAGGGUGGGGCAGCACCGUGAUGUCACCAUCCACAGGUUUAUAUGUGAGGGUACGGUGGAGGACAAGAUCUCCUCUCUGCAGGAGAAGAAGAAGGAGCUGGCCACCACGGUGCUGUCCGGGACCGGGAACUCCGUCACCAAACUGUCUCUGGCCGACCUGCGGGUCAUCUUUGGCCUCUGAAUCCGGGGUCAGAGGUCGGAGGUGACGGCGGACAAGGACAGUAAAUGCUGGACACCUACUAUACCAUAAUGCACCACACUGCUAUACCACAUGGCUGCACCACACUGCUGCACCACACUGCAAUACCCUAAUACAACACACUGCUAUACCACAAUGCACCAUACUGCUAUGCCAUAAUAUACCACACUGCUGCACCAAUGCAAGCCUCAUAAGUACAUCCAGAAGUGAACUGAAACCUUCUCAUACGUGUAAGAGACAUGCUAUAGAAGUUAAUAAUUAUCUUAUGCAAAAUUCUACUUUUGGACAGAGUUGCUAUGUAUGUUCCAUAUGUUCCAUGUAUGCCUCAAGUACUACCUAUAAUUAAUUUCAAUAAAUGAAUGAAAGCACUAAUGCAGCGCUGCCCAACCCUGUUCCUGGAGAUCUCCUGUCCUGUAGGUUUUCAUUCCAACCCUAAAGCACACCUCAUUCAAUCACUAGAUAACUUGUUGAGCUGCUAAUUAGUAGAAUCAGGUGUGCCAAAUUAGCAUUGAAAUGAAAAUGUACAGGAUGGGAGUUCACCAGGAACGGUGUUGGGCAGCGCUGCAUGAGGGUUUAUAUGUGUAUGUAUGCAGACGUAUAUUUAUGUCAUUUUAGCCUUUAUGUGUGGCCAGGUGUCCUAUAAGAAGCAGGGCAUUGUGGGUGAUGUAGUCUUCAGCUCUGGAGUUGGAGAUCACCAUGCUGUUUUCUUUUAGAAAAUUCUGUUAUUUGAAAUAAAAUUACUGUA
Molecule: messenger RNA, 5045 nt
Organism: Conger conger (European conger)
Lineage: Eukaryota; Metazoa; Chordata; Actinopteri; Anguilliformes; Congridae
Gene: ttf2
Product: transcription termination factor, RNA polymerase II
Exons: 23
Coding region: 26-4282 (1418 amino acids)
Molecular function (GO): ATP-dependent chromatin remodeler activity; ATP binding; zinc ion binding
Source: RefSeq, a predicted model, not a curated record